CGAAGACCGACCCCCAUCUAUUCAGACUUACAACAUAGUAUCUAGUCAUCAGACUACAGGCUGAUUCCUUAAUCAGAGCUAAUAAAUCCUUACCUAUAACAUGCCUGCGACAGAUUCUCUCCAGCCACCCCUGACCCCCGCAGAGCGGGCCAUCGUCAAAACUUAUGGAGGAUGGACCAGUUUCAUGAGCAGCUAUGGCCUGAAACCUUGGGAUUUCGAUGAUAUCGAUGAAGCAAAGCAGAUUUUGACGACGCUUGCUCAGAUGGAUGACCAGGAUGAUGAGAGUGAGCGCUCUAGUAUACAAGCUUCGAACAAAUAGCUUCCAUUGCACGAAACGAAAUGGAAACAGAUUCUACCUCUCAUAAUAAUUUGUACGGUAGAGAGGUUUGAGUUGAUUGUUUCACCGUUGACUUUAUGCUUGCCCUUUCUUUCAACUCACACUUGCUCAAGAUCACUGAGAAAUCGUUUCAAUCGACACUCAAUAUGUACUUGAAUGAGUAUAGGGAUACUAAUUUGAAGUAAAUAAUACCCCGAGUC
Messenger RNA from Penicilliopsis zonata CBS 506.65, 537 nucleotides. RefSeq lists its product as hypothetical. Bases 101 to 319 code for a protein of 72 amino acids. The transcript has 3 exons. The record is from RefSeq and is a predicted model, not a curated record. Lineage: Eukaryota; Fungi; Ascomycota; Eurotiomycetes; Eurotiales; Aspergillaceae.